AUGAGCGGCAGCCACCGACGGCAGCCCCCCGGCGGCGCGGGCCCUUGGCCGCCCAGCAGCGCCCGCGAGGCGCCCUCCAUGGCCGUCUAUUGCAGCGAGGCCUUCGGCGUCUACCCGCCCGCGGCCGCCGGACCGUCGGGGCCGCGAGCGCCGGGCGCCGCCUACGCGCUGGGCGACUACGCGGCGGCGGCGGCGGGGGGCGCCCAGCUGUGGGGCGUGGGCGGCGGCGGCGCUGCCUACGGGCCGGGGGCCGUCGGGGCGUCGGGGGCCCCGUCCCUGGCGCCCUACGGGGCGGGGGGCGUCGGGGCGGGGGCGCCGGAGGUGGGCUGGCUGGGCGUGGCGGGGCCGGAGGAGCUGCUGCGGCUGGUGCGGCCGCCCUACUCGUACUCGGCGCUGAUCGCCAUGGCCAUCCAGAGCGCGCCCGGCCGCCGCCUCACCCUCCGCCGCAUCUACGAGUUCGUGGCCGACGCCUUCCCCUUCUACCGGCGCAGCAGGGCCGGCUGGCAGAACUCCAUCCGACACAACCUCUCGCUCAACGACUGCUUCCGCAAGGUGCCCCGCGACGACGACGACCCCGGAAAGGGGAACUACUGGACCUUGGACCCAAACUGUGAAAAAAUGUUUGACAACGGGAAUUUCCGCCGCAAGCGCAAGAGGCGCUCAGAGAGCAGCGUGCCCAGAGGGGCCUCUCCUGCUUCUUCGGCCUUAGGGUUUUUGAAGACUGAGGACCGGCCGCCCAGCACUUCCACUCCAGGGAAGCCAAGCCCGGGGAGUCCUUCCCCUGAGCGGCAGCCCCCGGCCCCCAUGAGGGAACACUCCAGAAGUGCCUCUCCCCCGCUGAUGGUCUCGCCCGCGCCCAGCUGCCUCGGCCCCUUCUUCAGCGGCAUGAACUCGCUGAGCGGUGGAGGAGGCCGCCCAACAGGGAGCCUCGGCAGCGAGCUCCAUCCCAGAAGCUUGUCUGCUGGGCCUCUGAGCGCGGGCAGUUUCACGCCUUCCAGCAGCUCCUCACAGGAAGUCCCUCCUACAGAGCAGCUGCAGCGGGUUUCAGGUCCCACCGGUGCCUACUACAGCCCUUUACACCCUGGCAGUGGCAGCCAGGCCGGCCAGUACAACCACUUGUAUAACUUCACCGUUAGCAGCCUCAUCUAUGCUCGGGAGGGCACUGAAGUGUAG
Molecule: messenger RNA, 1173 nt
Organism: Euleptes europaea (tarantolino)
Lineage: Eukaryota; Metazoa; Chordata; Lepidosauria; Squamata; Sphaerodactylidae
Gene: FOXI3
Product: forkhead box I3
Exons: 2
Coding region: 1-1173 (390 amino acids)
Biological process (GO): regulation of transcription by RNA polymerase II; anatomical structure morphogenesis; cell differentiation
Molecular function (GO): RNA polymerase II cis-regulatory region sequence-specific DNA binding; DNA-binding transcription factor activity, RNA polymerase II-specific
Source: RefSeq, a predicted model, not a curated record